This is a messenger RNA of Fibroporia radiculosa, 390 nucleotides long. RefSeq lists its product as uncharacterized. The coding region runs from base 1 to 390 and encodes 129 amino acids. The record is from RefSeq and is a predicted model, not a curated record. Lineage: Eukaryota; Fungi; Basidiomycota; Agaricomycetes; Polyporales; Fibroporiaceae. The transcript has 5 exons.
AUGGUGUCUCGUCUUACCAGUAUCAUCGCAGAUUUUCUGGUCAUUGUUUUGACCUGGGUUCGAACGUACCGGGUGUACAAGCUUACCUCGACAGUCAAAUUGAAGACAAACUUAUCGGAACUCCUUCUCCGAGACGGAACGGCGUAUUUUUUGGCCGUGCUUGCAUUCAACUCAGUGACGAUGGCAUUUGGAACGUAUACGCAGAUCACGAUCAAAUUUGCCGACCUUGCUGCAUUGUCUUCCAUCUUUAUGUCGCGCCUAAUGCUCGAUCUCCGAGAGGCUCUCGUGCGCUCGUUCACUGGAUCUGCUGCGGACCGAAUCGUCGACAUAGACACUGAGGACAGCUUUCUAUGGGACGUCGACGAGCUUGAUACUCGCGUGACGGGGUAG